GUAGCUGAAGGAGCGGAGAUAGGAAUUUAGCACAGUCCUGGUGUAGUGGGAUGUCAGUUAGACGAAAAAAUACAGUUUCAGAACAGAGCGAGAUCAAGAUCGGUUCUUCAUGGAUUCCGGAAACCUCGGCUAAAGCCACUUCGACGAACAAGGGAGAAAAUCAGACGGCUCGAGCAAGUCUAUCCGGAUCAGAAGAAUUUGUGCAACAGACACAAUGCCAAAGGGAACCUGCAUGUUAUGCUUCAAUGAGUGUAAAUAAUGCAAGUAGAGUCGCUGUUGCCAUGGCCACCAAUUCCCGUGUUUAUGAGGAGAAUCUGAUUGGUUUUGAGAGUUGGGUGGCCAGAGAGGCUGCCAAUUCCCACAUGUUUGGAAAAGGUUCGAUGAAUGGCCCAGACCAGUGGUCAAAUGUCUCAUUUAGGAGUCUCUUGAAUGUAAUUGGAUCAACAGGAGAAACGGGGAAUGCCCUCACGCAAAGUAAUUUUGCCACGAGCAGCAGUCCACAAGUUGAGGGAAGACAGUUUACUACAAGCUCUGGAAGUACCUCCCUGCAAGAUCAACACACCAUGCUUGGAGCAAAUUUUGAUGCUCAAGGGAGAAUACUAAACACUGACACUGAUAGUUCACUCGCCUCUGGGCACUUACUCAAUCUCAAUUCACCACCCAGAAUGAUUACCGAUGCAGCUUUGAGGACAAGUACUCCGUGUCAGUGUGAACCUAAAACACCAGAGAAGACAAACAGAGGUGGCCAGCAGGAGCCUGCAAUGAAACAUUCAACAAUAGAUGAAGCACGUACGAGAGAAAAGAACAACAAUAUGAGUGAUGGAGUGAUGCGGCUGCAUGAGAAAGAAAAGUCCCCUCUGGUGAACGAUCAAUUUAGUGAGGUCACUUCAACAGAGUUGCAGGAGAAUCACAAGCUUGGCAAGGGAGACACGGAAGAAGCUGAUUUGCUCAAAACCCCUCAGCAGAAGACUAGGAGGAAAAAGCACAGGCCAAAGGUCAUAGUUGAGGGUAAAAAGAAAAGAGCUCCUAAAUCAAGUGCACAGAAAACUAGUGUUCCUCAGGACACCACGAGAGUCAAGAGGAAGUAUGUUCGGAAAAAUGGUGUUAACAGCCCCUUGGGAGGGGGAUUAGGAACCAAUGGAGCUGAGCCAGAUAAUAAAACUCCUAGUUCUAAUGAAACUUCUUUAAGAAAGAGAAAGCACAGAAGAAGAAAAGGAAUCAGCAACUCUGAAGAUGACACUGAUAAGGAAACCACUAAAACAACAGAAAUACAGGGGGGGCAGCGUACUCGAAGAUCUCUGAAUUUCAACUCAGACGACCCAGUAAGAGAUGGAAACUCCCCAGAUUCCAAUUCAAAUUGCGAAAGGGAAUUGCAAGCUAGUAACUUCAGACCAAAAGAUCGGCCAGAAACAGAACAGCAUCCCCAGAGCCCCUUGCUAAACACACUAAAGGAAAACCACAUGCCAACAGAUCAAAGUGUGUCUUCCAUAGGGAAAUGCCAAAUAGUAUUCUCAGACGUUACACGUGAUAAAGAGGCUAAUACUAUUCAAGUGGGCAUGAAUCCUGAUGGCCAAUUGACACCAAAAAGCCCUAGUGACUCCAUCAACAGCAGCACAUGUUUAAAAAGACAUAACAUGGAUAAAAAUGUGGAAGCAGCACUUUGCAACAGAAACGAAUCAGGAACAUCAUAUAAUUCUCUGCAGGCGUACCUUUCUACUUUAACACAGAAAGCAGAUGCUGGCACACCUGGAUUACAUUUUCCAGCUAUCUAUAAGAAAAAGAGGACAGAGAAGAUAUACAGUACAGUAACAUACAGCAUGCAGAUUGCAGAGUACUCAAACAUUGGUGGGAAACUUGCAAGACAAACUCUCAGAGAUUCUUGCAACAAAACGUUUAUUCCAUCAUCUAAUCAGGGAUCUUAUGGUUCCCAAAGUCAGGUUAUUAAUCUGCAAACAGCUAAAUAUGCAACUGAUGGUAGGCAAAUUUAUGAAGAUCUGUUAGCUUUGGAACCCACGCAAAGGAUUAAGAGAAGAAGAUCAAAAGCCCCUACUUGUCAGAGGAAUGUAGCUUCACCAAUGGAAAACUGUAAACAGUGGCUAAAUUUUUCAAGCAAAGCAGCAACAGUUUCUAGAACUCCACAAAAUAUUGAAAGUCUCAACGAACCAUUUACAUGCAUUGAAGCCCUUGUGGCCAACAACCGAUCAACAAUGGCAACCAAGAAGCGGUCAAAGAAAAGCAUCCUUAUCAAUUCAACAGUGCAAAAUUUGUAUAAUCACCAAAACUCCGCUGGCACUUCAAUGGGACCACCACCGGCUCUAACAUGGAAAAACAUGUCUCUAGUUGAUUCACUCGCUGAUAAACUCAGCCAAGUAGACCUAAAUGUUGAAAGCAGCAUAACAGCAGAAAAGUAUAAUGCAUUUUUCAGAAAAUAUUAUAAAGAGCAUUAUGCUCUUGUUCCAUAUCAAAAUUCUGGAGCUGUUGUCCCUUUUGAUGCUUCAUUUGAUCAAGUGAGAAGAAGAAAACCACGGGCUAAAGUUGACCUUGAUGAUGAGACAACAAGAGUGUGGAAACUUUUGUUAGAAAAUAUAAACAGUGAAGGCAUCAAUGGGACCAAUGAAGAAAAUACAAAAUGGUGGGAGGAAGAACGAAGAGUAUUCAUUGGAAGAGCAGAUUCAUUCAUUGCACGCAUGCAUCUUGUACAAGGAGACAGGCGCUUUUCUCCAUGGAAGGGAUCAGUUGUUGACUCAGUAGUUGGUGUUUUCCUAACUCAGAAUGUUUCAGAUCAUCUUUCCAGCUCCGCCUUUAUGUCACUUGCUGCUACAUUCCCUGCUAGGCCAAGCAUCCACUCAGCAGAACUACGUAAUGAUAGAUCAGAUGGCGCAACCAAUGAGACUGAGGUCUGUGCACUUGAAUCUGAAGGGAACAUCGUGUUGACCAAAGAGAUCUUAAAUAAGACAGUCUGCAGUGAUGAUACUAAAACACUUCAAGAUUUUGAAGAAAGCAGUAUUAGGGAAGCGAACAGUGUGAUACCCUCUCUAAAUGCGUCAGGCAAUGACAGUUCUGUACAGGGUAACUUCCGAGGGCAAGCAGCAAAUACUUCUCUUGCUCCAGUUAUUUCCUGUGAAAAAAUUAUAGUAAACAGAUCUGUCUGUUUGAACAAGGAUGGUAGAGACACAGAAGACACCCUUUUCUCUCAGACGCUGGAGAUUUCUUCUCAUAACUCCGCAGUUUCCCCAAUAGCAGCACAAACCACAGGAAAAAGUGAUUCUUGCUUAUUUAGCACCUCAGAAGAAGAGCCGGCAGCUAGGGUUAAACCAAAUUGUCUGACUAGCCCAACAUCUUUCACAAAGCUUCUAGAGAUUGCGGAAAAUGUAUUACAGGGGAUUCAUGGAGAAGGCAGUGAAAAAAGAAAUCCCAAUGGAAGAUGCUAUAUACCAUCAGAAAGCUUGCCUUGCAGCUUGCAGAAUGAAGAUUAUUUAGGAAACUCUACUGUACCUGCUAAAACUAUUGCAUCGUGUAAUAAGACGUCUUUGUAUCAUGUUCCAGUUUUGGGAGCACAAUCACCAGGCUUUGACUUGUAUCAGAAAAACAGUAAGUUCUCAGAUAGUUCCAGCGAGAAAGAACUUUGUACAGGUGAAAUAAGUGAACAGUCUUCAGAAUCAGCAUCAGGAACAUCUCGGAAGUCAACAACUAUUGAAUUUGGGGUUCCAAAUCUUCCCAGUUCAAUUGCUCACUCAAGCAGCAACCAGCAAAUUGAGAUAAAUCAAAUGAAAGUUGACAAACAAAGAGGCCAAGCACUAGCACAGAAGAAGAUGCAGGAGGGUUCAGAAAAAAACACCCAUCAAAAUCUGAUGGAUGCUACAGCUAGUAGUACCAACAUUGACAGUGUAAAACACUCAGAGCAUAAGGAAGUAAGCUCAAAUAAGAAUGGCCUCAAUAGCCAUCCUGAGCAAACGAUUAAUGGACCCAAUUCAAUAGGUGAAAGAAUCAGUAAAGAAAAGGAGAUCAAAGUUGAUUGGGAUCAAUUAAGAAAGCAGGCACUCUUUGGUGGACGAAAAAGAGAAAGAACAGACUGUACCUUGGACUCGGUGGAUUGGGAUGCCAUUCGAUGUGCAGAUGUUAACGAGAUCGCUCAAACUAUUAAAGAAAGGGGAAUGAACAAUAUGCUGGCAGAAAGAAUCAAGGAUUUCCUCAACCGCCUAGUUAGAGACCAUGGAAGUAUUGAUCUGGAAUGGCUUAGGGAUGUUCCACCAGAUAAAGCAAAAGAGUACCUAUUGAGCGUAAGAGGUUUGGGUUUGAAGAGUGUGGAGUGUGUACGGCUUUUGACCCUUCAUCACCUUGCCUUUCCAGUAAGUCUUACCUCAUUUACAAUGCCUUGCUCAAAGAAAAAAAUAUUAUUAACUGUAUCUGCAACAAUUGAAAAGGUCGACACCAAUGUUGGCCGUAUAGCAGUACGAUUAGGGUGGGUUCCUCUUCGACCAUUGCCUGAGUCACUUCAGCUACAUCUACUAGAACUGUACCCUAUAUUGGAGUCAAUUCAGAAAUAUCUGUGGCCCAGGCUCUGCAAGCUUGAUCAAAAAACACUAUAUGAACUACAUUAUCAAAUGAUCACUUUUGGAAAGGUAUUUUGCACAAAGAACAGGCCAAAUUGCAAUGCAUGUCCAAUGAGGGGAGAAUGCAGGCACUUUGCAAGUGCAUAUGCAAGUGCAAGACUUGCUCUCCCAGCACCACAGGACAAAAGCAUCGUGUGUACAGCUGAAGAUAAGAAAGCUGAUCAAAAUCCAGUCAGAAUAGGAAACUUGCAGUUGACAUCUCCUCAAACUGAAGAAAUGGAUCCUAGAUCUAGAGUAAGCAACUCUAUGCCCAUCAUUGAAGAACCACAAACACCAGAGCCUAUUGUCGAAGUUCCCACCACACCAGAACCAGAUGAUAUGCAAGAUCCAGAAUGUGAUAUUGAGAGUGCUUUUGGUGAAGAUCCUGAUGAGAUCCCCACCAUCCAACUGAACAUGGAAGAGUUCACUCACAACUUGCAGACAAUCAUGCAGCAAAAUACAGAACUGCAGGAAGGAGAGAUGUCAAAGGCCUUAGUAGCUUUAACUUCAGAAGCUGCUUCAAUACCAGUGCCAAAGCUUAAAAAUGUUAGCCGGCUCCGAACAGAGCAUCAAGUCUAUGAGCUUCCAGAUUCGCAUCCACUGCUAGAAGGGAUGGAUAAACGGGAACCUGACGAUCCUUGUCCCUACCUUCUUGCUAUAUGGACCCCAGGUGAAACAAUGGAUUCUAUUGAACCACCCGAGAGAAGAUGCAGCUCCCAAGAACUCGAGAAGCUCUGCACAGAUGAAACCUGUGCAUCAUGCAAUUGCACACGAGAAGCAAAUUCUCAAACUGUUAGGGGAACUCUUCUGAUACCAUGCAGAACAGCCAUGCGAGGAAGCUUUCCACUAAAUGGAACAUAUUUUCAAGUAAAUGAGGUAUUUUCUGACCAUGAAAGCAGCCUAUCCCCAAUGGAUAUACCAAGAAAGUGGUUAUGGAACUUGCCAAGGCGAACAGUGUACUUUGGAACAUCAAUACCGACUAUUUUUAAAGGUCUGUCCACGGAGGGAAUCCAGUACUGCUUCUGGAGAGGGUUUGUCUGUGUUAGGGGCUUUGACAGGAAAACUAGAGCUCCUCGUCCCCUGAUUGCCAGAUUGCACUUCCCUGCCAGCAAGCUAGCCAAAGGGAAAGGGAAGACAGAUGAGAGCUAGGCAUAGACAGCAGUUAGUUAGGCCAUGGUUGAACAGUGAGCAGCUAAGAGCAAAUAGCAUGGUGGAUUUUCCUGUAUCAUAUAAAUGAAUAUCUAGGUUGUACACAUUGCAAAUUAUCUCAUUUUAUUACCAACUACUGAAUCUUGGCAUCUUGUAGGGAUCUAGGAACUGCCAUUUCAUUUCAUUUGUUGCUUGAAAUAAGAUUAAUUGCGAUUUGAACAA
Salvia hispanica is the source of this 5963-nucleotide messenger RNA. The record is from RefSeq and is a predicted model, not a curated record. Lineage: Eukaryota; Viridiplantae; Streptophyta; Magnoliopsida; Lamiales; Lamiaceae.